AUGUCCGGCCUUGAGCUGUUGGACCACGUCUUCCGGGCCUGCCAAAGUCAUCAGGCCUCAGCCUGGACGCUGCAGGCGUGUGGCCGCGUGCUGGAGUCAAAGAGCCGCCAGGAUUUGGUGCUUCUCUGGGUCUUUCAUCGCACCGCGCAGCCCUUCCUGGAUUCUUUGCGCGCCUGGGCACGGCGUGGAGAGCUGCCGGAUGCGGAGUUCGCCAGCGGCAAGCGCCUCCGCCUCCCGACGUUCCUCCAAUCCGUGGGUGUGGAGGACUUUGCCCACAAGCUGUCCAUCUUGGGUGAGGCCCCAAUCAGCCCCAGAACGGACCGCAAGGUGACCCUGGAUGCCUUCUUCACCACAGCGGAGCAGGAGCAGCGAGCUUUCCUUGGCCGUGGCAGUGAGAAGGCUCCGGUCAUGCCCAGCGGAUCAGAUUCUUGUCUUGCCGUCCUGGUGUCUGCCGAAGACUUCAGAGCCGCGUCCCAUCAGCCCGAGCCAGCGCCGAGGCGGGUGCCCUAUGGACCUUUGCGCACCGCCCUCUUCGCCGCCCCGGCGCAAAACGCGCGGGAGGCGAACGCGGCCAACGACGCACGACGGGCCAAAGAGGCGGCAUGGGCAGCAGAGGCGCAGGGUGAAAAGGCCCGGCGCCAGCUGGCCUACCGCCAAGCCCUAGACGAGCAGGUGCUGGAGAAGAGCUCCGCUUCGCAAGCACUGAAGCGGUCUGAGGUCGAGGCGGCCGCGCGGGAGCGCCCGCUCCUGGACGUGGAGGACCGGCUUCUGCAGGCGGAGCGCCACAAGCUGGAAGCGGAGCAUUUGGAGCGGCAGAGGCAGACGGAGCAGGAGGCCCUGCUGCUGCGGUGGAAGUUGGAGCGCUUGAAGCUGGCGCCAAAGUUGCGGCAGGUCUUUGCCAAAGAAGCCGAGGCCUUCGACCGCUACUUGCGCGGCUUCGCUCCGAACCUAGAGCAACCCGUCGGGGGACCGGCUCGGCGGCUUGAGGUGCCGCGCAUGUGGGGGCCGGUGGUCAACCCCUUUGAUCGCACCUCGGCCAUCCAGGACACCCCAAUGAGCCAGGUAGGAGCAGCUGGUUCUGCUGCGAGUGCGGAGCUGCUGGACCAAGAACUUCAGUUGGUACGGCAGGUGCUACGUGGGGUUUACAGCGCCUGUGCCCAACCAGAAAGGAGACAGGCGCCAGUGCGCCUCGAACUCGAACCCCCUGACUCCCCGGACUCGGCGGACUCAGCGGACUCCGACGCGGCCAGAGCCUCGACGGCCGCGGCGGCGCCGCCGCGGCCUUUGCAGUUGGAGGUGGACAGCUUUGCGGAGGGUCGGCCGGCGCUGGGCCAAAAGGCGCCCUACAGCCGCGCCAUCUCGGAGGACGCCGCGGCGGCCGCGCGGGGCGCCGUGCCGCUGGACGCCAGCCUGGAGAAUUGCCUCAUUCGGCCCCUGCGCCUGCAGUCGCAGUGGCUUGAUGCGGCCGUUGCCAGGAAGGUGGUUCUGGAGCUUGGCCUGGCUCGGCGCGUCCAGCUGUUGAGGCGUUACCUCCUUAUGGGGGAGUCUCGGCUGCUGGAGCCUUUCCUCACGGAGGCGAUCCUGCGCUAUGCCACCCUCCGGGGUGAGGAGGCCAGCAACGCCGAGGCUGUGCUGGACACGCUCUUCCAGUCGCUGGUGCCCCGGCCAACGAAGCCAGAGGACGACCAGUUCCUCAGCAGGGUGACCUUGCACCUGGGUUCCUUGCCCUCGCCUAUAGGGCAUGGGCCUGUGCGUCUGCUAGAUGGCAUCAGGUUCAGCCUUCAGCUGGACUUUCCCAUGAGCCUCUUCUUUGACCGCCUGAUGCCGCAGUAUUCCAGGCUCUUCCGCAUCAUCGCGCUGGUGAAUCACACGCUGGAGUGCCUGAAGCGCAGCUGGUUGUUCCUGGCCAGCUACGGGAAGAUGUCUUCAGGAGCCCUGCGAGGCAUUGCCUCCCUUCGCCACGGUCUUCAUCACUUCGCCUCGACGCUGCACCGGUACCUUCUGGUGGGAGUGGUGGCAGCUGAAUUCGAGCGCUUGGAGAACAAGAUCCUCGGAGCGACGUCCCUGGACGAGAUCCUGGAGGCGCACCGGAACUGCCUGGGCCGGUGCCUGGCCAAGUCCUUCCUGGAUGCUGACUCGCAGGAUGCCUUGGCUGCGGUGGUCGGGAUCCUGGACCAGGCACUGCAGCUGCAGCACGUCUUGGAGGAGGCGGAUGUGGACGGCGCCUUUCCUGCCCUCAGACUGCGGGCCAUUGAGGCGGCCUUCCGAGAUCUCAGGAGGAGCCUCAAGGUGUGUCGACCAGACGGAGGCAUCGAGUUCCAUGUGGCCGAAGAGGACUUCUUUGAGGCGUGGCUGCUCUGCUGGUUCACAAGAACUCUGACAGGAGAGGCUUGUAAGGAUGCUAGCUGA
Molecule: messenger RNA, 2409 nt
Organism: Effrenium voratum
Lineage: Eukaryota; Dinophyceae; Suessiales; Symbiodiniaceae
Source: the annotation of a GenBank genome assembly